AUGGAGGAUACUGACAGAACGGUGAGCCGGUUGUUUAGAACCUUCAAGACGGUGAAGGAGAUGGUCCGUGAUCGGGGCUACUACAUCUCGCAGGAAGAACUCGACAUGACCCUCGACGAGUUCCGUUCGAAGGUGUGUGACUCCAUGGGCACCCCCCAGCGAAAAUUCAUGUGUUUCCAAGCCAACCCCACCCCCGAGUCGCUUGAAAAGUUCCCCGAACUCGGUUCGUUGUGGGUUGAGUUCUGUGACGAAGCCCUGGUAGGGAUCAAGACGAUGAGAAACUUCUGCAUCCACAUCUCCGAGAAGAACUUCUCCACCGGGAUCUUCAUCUACCAAACAUCGAUCACGUCGCUGGCCAACAAGUUGCUCCCCACCGUGGCCCCCGCCACCAUCGAAACCUUCAACGAAGGGGACUUGGUCGUCAACAUCACCCACCACGAGUUGGUGCCGAAACACAUCAAGUUGUCGCGUGACGAAAAGCGCCAGUUGUUGGAGCGGUACCGGUUGAAGGAAUCCCAGUUGCCCCGGAUCCAACGGGAAGACCCCGUCGCCCGCUACUUGGGGUUGAAGCGGGGCGAAGUCGUCAAGAUUAUUCGCCGAUCGGAAACCGCCGGGAGAUACGCCUCCUACCGCAUUUGCUUGUAG
Messenger RNA from Diutina rugosa, 645 nucleotides. Its product is annotated as DNA-directed RNA polymerase core subunit. Gene Ontology annotation, biological process: DNA-templated transcription. Bases 1 to 645 code for a protein of 214 amino acids. The record is from RefSeq and is a predicted model, not a curated record. Lineage: Eukaryota; Fungi; Ascomycota; Pichiomycetes; Serinales; Debaryomycetaceae. Gene Ontology annotation, cellular component: RNA polymerase II, core complex; RNA polymerase III complex; RNA polymerase I complex. Gene Ontology annotation, molecular function: DNA binding; DNA-directed RNA polymerase activity. The transcript has a single exon.